CGCAUAUACCUACACGCAGGAAUCUCCGCGCCCGCCAUGUCGCCCCCCGCCAUCAUUGCCCCGUCCAUCCUGUCGGCCGACUUUGGAGCGCUGGGCAAGGCCUGCUCAGACACAAUCGCGCAGGGCGCCGACUGGCUCCAUGUCGACAUCAUGGACGGCCACUUUGUGCCCAACAUGACCUUUGGAGCGCCCGUCGUCACCAAGAUCCGCUCCCACGUCGAGCGCCCAGCCACGGCGUAUGGCAAGGGCACGUUUGACUGCCACAUGAUGAUUGCCGAGCCCAAGAGAUGGGUCCGCGACUUCAAAAAGGCCGGCUGUGACCUCUACUGCUUCCACUACGAGGCUGCCGUGUCGUCGACGGCCGCAGACUCGCCCAGCGCAAAGUCGGAUCAGAAGACGUCGCCAAAGGAGCUCAUUCGCUUCAUCCACGGCGAGGGCAUGCAGGCCGGCAUUGCCAUCAAGCCGAGCACGCCCGUGGAUGUCUUGUGGGAGAUGUUGGACAGCCCCAACAAGGAAGAAGUCCCUGAUAUGGUUCUGGUCAUGACGGUUGAGCCCGGCUUUGGUGGACAGUCGUUUAUGGCCUCUGAGCUGCCCAAAGUCACAGCGCUUCGACAAAGGUAUCCCAAUCUCCCCAUCGAGGUCGAUGGCGGUCUAAGCGAGAAGACUAUUGAUCAAGCUGCUGAUGCUGGCGCUAAUGUCAUUGUUGCUGGCAGCGCUGUCUUCGGCGCUUCAGACCCCGGCGAUGUGAUUAGCAAGCUGAGAGAAGCUGUUGAAAAGAGGAGGGGCAAACUAUAAAUCAAGCAUGUGGUUAGACCAAGUAUGAUAAAAUAUGGCGUUAUGACUGUAGAGGGUUGUAUGUACAUCCAGACUUGCUGAUAAGCUCACACUAGUGGUGUAGGUAGAAGAAGCCUGAGAUGAACCCCGC
Exserohilum turcica Et28A is the source of this 925-nucleotide messenger RNA. RefSeq lists its product as uncharacterized. Gene Ontology annotation, molecular function: metal ion binding; D-ribulose-phosphate 3-epimerase activity. Gene Ontology annotation, biological process: carbohydrate metabolic process; pentose-phosphate shunt; pentose-phosphate shunt, non-oxidative branch. Gene Ontology annotation, cellular component: cytosol. The record is from RefSeq and is a predicted model, not a curated record. The coding region runs from base 37 to 795 and encodes 252 amino acids. The transcript is spliced from 3 exons. Lineage: Eukaryota; Fungi; Ascomycota; Dothideomycetes; Pleosporales; Pleosporaceae.